CAGCACUCGAUCCUGAACGUCGACCGUCGCAUAGGAUGACGGCCUCUACCACCGCUUCCCAGACUGAACUCAAGCAGGCUCAAGUACCCCUGGCAUGGCGAGAUCAAUGUUCUGCUCUCCUCAUCCCUCUUAAUACUUGCAGACGGAAGAACGCAUACCUGCCAUGGGAAUGUGAAAACGAGAGGCAUACAUACGAGAAGUGUCAGUACGACGAUUACAUUCGCCGUAUGAAGGAGCUGUCAAAGCGCAAGCUAGCCGCUGCCGAGGAGGAAUAGAUUUGUUGUUCUGUCUUGUGAACUAUCCUUCGUUGCAUCACUGUUGCCUGACAAUGACUCUCAAUCAGUCUUUUGUAACGUGUUCAAGGACGGAUAACCCAGGUCAUCCCCAGCACACCACCACAAGAGCAAGUUAGAAACUGGCUAUCUUUCAACGUAUUUAGGAUGAUGACGAUGUUGUUUUAUUGAGUGGUGGUGUGUACAAAUGCCAUCAUUCUAAUGAAAGUGUGGUAAUUAUACAGUCUUGCCUGUCCUACUUUGCCAAUUUGUAAUUUCCUUCUGGACCCGCGCCACAACAUC
Molecule: messenger RNA, 575 nt
Organism: Somion occarium
Lineage: Eukaryota; Fungi; Basidiomycota; Agaricomycetes; Polyporales; Cerrenaceae
Source: the annotation of a GenBank genome assembly